This is a messenger RNA of Hyposmocoma kahamanoa, 1045 nucleotides long. RefSeq lists its product as uncharacterized. The coding region runs from base 488 to 823 and encodes 111 amino acids. The record is from RefSeq and is a predicted model, not a curated record. The transcript has 3 exons. NCBI's taxonomy places the organism in Eukaryota, Metazoa, Arthropoda, Insecta, Lepidoptera, Cosmopterigidae.
AAACAUUUGGUUGUAUAUAAUAUGUAAUAAUAAUACAAGUGCAACAUCCUUUUAUAGGAUUCUGCCUAUAUUUCUGAUCGAAAGCGAAUAAAUUUCGUAAAUUUCUGCUUUUAUUUGACAUGUUGCAAAAAUAUGACCGCCAUUUUUAUACGCCAUAUUCGCAAUAGUGCUUCCAUGUCGAUAUAGGUGACAUCGAUAAGACAAUCUGUGAACGAAAAGUGUAAAAUAUUGUUACUUUCAUUUUUCCUUUUUUGUUCUAAGAUUCGAUAACCAAGUAUCUAACAAGGUAGGUAUAAUUGUUAAAAAAUAAUAAGUGCCGCUACAAUAUGGAUAAAAUAUUCCGUACCGUUACUUUAUAGUAAAUAAUUGUAAAAAUGUUUAUUGUACAUAAUUUAUAUAGUAGUAAAUUGUGGUCUCUGCCUACCCGAGGAAGGUACGAUUUUGUGUAUGUAUUUAAUUUAUACAGUACUGCUAAUAUGUUUUUUAGAUGUGGAACCCCGGAAACGAAAGCGUGCCCAAUGAUUUCAUUGAUAUCCUCAACGAUGAGGAGUCUGAGUCAGAUGAAGAGAUCGUUGAGGAGGAAAUUGAACAGGAGGGCGACCUAGCAGCGCAAAUCGACCAACUGAACCUAUUAUCUGGAAGUAAUAUUUUCGUGGUGCAGAGCGACGGAACUCUGGCUCCUAUGGCGAGGCCAGAACCCAUAUCAGACGUUGUAGCCAGCGAUACCGACGAGGAAGAGGAGCAAGCCGACGAGUUAGUUUCAUGGGCUAGUAGCAGAGUUUUUUCGAUAAUCAUUAUACUGCCCAUAACGCAUCGACCAUAAUAUAUCGAUAAUAUAUCGAUUUAUCGAUAUAUUAUCGUAAGACAGUUUAUGUACGAGAGUGAUAACAUUAUAUGACCUUACCACUCGUGAUAAAAAAGAAAUAAUUUGUUUAUAUGAUUAUGAUUAUGAUAUAUUGCAUCUGGUUUGGUGUUGGUGGUGCAGGAGUUCAUUAUUUUAUAAUAAGUUGUCAAAAAAAACUUCGAUAUUGUAUCGUAAGACCUU